Penicillium daleae is the source of this 1428-nucleotide messenger RNA. RefSeq lists its product as uncharacterized. Gene Ontology annotation, biological process: carbohydrate transport; transmembrane transport. Lineage: Eukaryota; Fungi; Ascomycota; Eurotiomycetes; Eurotiales; Aspergillaceae. Gene Ontology annotation, molecular function: carbohydrate:proton symporter activity. Gene Ontology annotation, cellular component: membrane. The coding region runs from base 1 to 1428 and encodes 475 amino acids. The transcript has 3 exons. The record is from RefSeq and is a predicted model, not a curated record.
AUGGCGCCGUUCUGGGGACUUCGAGGCUCCAAGUUGCACACGGCCAUUUGGGCUGAGGCCUGCUUUGGUGUAAUGAUCUUCGGUUACAAUCAAGCGUCUACUGGUGGUGUACUCGCCGACCUUUCCUUUAAUAAACAAUUUCCCCGAAUGGAUACCCUGACGACAACGGGCUCCUUGAAGGCAUACAAUGCAACGAUCGAGGGCACCGUGGUCGCCAUGUAUACGCUCUUCGGUGUGUUUGGAGCUUUAGGCUGCACUUUUCUCGGCGACGCUUUGGGUCGUCGGAAGACUAUCUUCAUCGCUAGUAUUGUUCAAGCCAUUGGGGCUGUCUUACAGGCGUCCUCUUUUGCGUUUGAGCAGUUCAUUAUUGGCCGAAUUGUCUUGGGACUCGGAACUGGCGGACUGAUUGCCACCAUCUCUGUCUGGCAGUCAGAAGUCUCAAAGGCUGAAAAUCGGGGUGAGCAUGUGUCUGCCUUCGGUAUCUUCUGUGGAUCCGCUACCGGAGAGUCCUCGUUGGUUGAGCAAAAAGGUCGCUGGGAAGAAGCGCGAGAGAUUCUCGGCCUGUUGUACGAUGAGGAUCCGCACGGGGAGACCGUGAACCAAGAGAUCCAGGACAUUCAACUCUCCAUCGAGCGCUCUAGCAAAGGCAGCAUCGGCGCCAUGUUUAAAAUGGGGCCACAACGAACAUUCCAUCGCGUGGUUCUUGCCGCACUUGCCCAAGUUUUCCUUCAAAUGUCCGGCAUUAAUUCUAUUACAUACUAUGCCCCAUCGAUUUAUCAGAACGAGCUGGGCUUCAGCCCCACACAAGCCAGUAUCCUGGCGGCUGCAUCCCAGUUUUGCCUGAUUCUGGGCGCAUUCUGUUGUGCUUAUACAGUGGACAGAUUUGGCCGACGCAGGCUGAUGCUGUAUAGUGCAACUGGGAUGAGUAUUUGCUUCGCCUGCAUGGCCGGCCUCACCUCGAACCCGGACAACAAGAUUGCUCUCAAAGCUGCCGUUUUCUUCUCAUUCCUUUACCUUUUUGUCUACGUCCUGGGAUUCCUCGGCAUUCCCUUCCUAUACGCCAGCGAGAUUGCGCCUACUCAUCUGCGAGCUGCUGUUUGUGGACUGUCUACUGCUGUUUCUUGGUUAUUUAACUUCCUCGUCGCUGAAGUUACCCCAGUUGCCUUUAACGCUAUCGGCUGGAGAUACUUCCUUGUCUACUUCUGCCUGAACGCCGCAUUUGUGCCAACCAUUUAUUUCUUCUUCCCCGAAACCUCGCAACGAUCACUGGAAGAGAUUGAUCAAAUUUUUGAAUCUUCGACGUCCAUCUUCGAUACAGUUUCCGUGGCACAGAAAUUGCCCAAGCGCCAUCUCGCCGAGUUUCUCCACGAAGAAAAGGGGGUCGAGGUUCCUGUUGCUCAAGCUUCUCAUGUCGACGAGGUGGCGUAG